Molecule: messenger RNA, 1546 nt
Organism: Thermothelomyces thermophilus ATCC 42464
Lineage: Eukaryota; Fungi; Ascomycota; Sordariomycetes; Sordariales; Chaetomiaceae
Exons: 1
Coding region: 122-1393 (423 amino acids)
Source: RefSeq, a predicted model, not a curated record
CCCUGCCUGGGCUUGUCUUCAAUAAAAGACAAGCAAAAAGAGCGAUUUUCAUCUACCUUUCUGCGCGAUCUCGCCUGGGUCUAAGACGAAAACAAAAGAAAUAUCGAGAAAGAUUUUAUCCAUGGCACUAGGCGCCCUCUUCUCGGCCCUAGUAGCCAUCUUGGCUAUGCUGGCCGGCAAACGGCCGGUCAGCACCUCGGCUGUUGCCGCUCUCGCGGUAGCAUCGUCCUUCGGCCGCGGGCCCGCCACUCGCAAUCGCUCUCGCUCUCGGGCGCCUCUCAGGGCGUCACCCCUCCCCCGCCUUUCUCUCAUCCUCCUUCUGGGCGCCUUUGUUCCCUUGGUUUCGGCCGCACCGUGGAGCCCUGAUCUCUGCGUCAGGCCCACGAGCAUCGGGGGCGGCAGCGGCGGCGCCCCCUUCACGAUUCUCGGUUCGGCCGGCUCCUCUGUCUCGACGUUGCGCCUGUACCGCAACAACGGGGCCGAGGGUUACCUUCGGGGACUCGUCGCCGUCUUCUCGGACGGCAACGAAAUGAUCGCAGGGGUCCGCAAAGACCAGUACUCGGAGCUUACCCUCGACGAGGGUGAGAUCAUCACGGGCAUGACGCUCUGGGCCCUGACGCCCUCGGCCAAGGGCAGGAAGGCCAAGACCGCGGCCACUCCGCGGGCCGCCCGCAUCGACAUCACGACCAACCACCGCUCCUGGGGCUACGGCGUCGAUAACACGGCCAAGCUCUCGAACAAGGCCGUCAACGUGGCCUCGGGCGUGCUGGUCGGUUUCCAGGGCCGGGCCGGCGACGACCUGGAUCAGGUUGCCCCGAUCUUUCUCGAGACGCUGUCCGAGUCUGUCGUCGACGACGUCGUCUUCGAGAGGAUCCCCGGCAACGACGGCCUGGUCCUGGAGACGCUCAAGGAGGGCACGGCGGUCUGGAAUGGGACCGACUACUCGUACACCUUCUCCGGCAGCACCGCGCGCGACGCCUCGACGACCUUCACGAGCGCCACCAGCAACGGCCUGUCGCUCAAGACGACCUUCAAGACAUCGCUGCCCCGGGUGCUCGAGUCCGGCCUGGACGCCGGGUGGGACUUUGGCGCCACCCAGACGCAGGAGCGGCACACGGGCCGCUCCGCCCAGCUCUCCUGGAGCUCCACCGUCCAGAUGAGCGCCGACACGCCGGCCGUCUUCUGCUCCGCGAUGGUCUGGCGCGGCCAGAUCACCCUCCGCUGGUCCGGCACCCAGACCGUCUCGGCCGGCGACGCCUCCGUCUCCUUCCCCACCUCCGGUCUCCUCAACCACGUGGACUACGGCAAGGUCGAGACGGUCUGCCGGCCCAUGGCUGCUCCCGAGUCAUCUUCGUCGGACAACGACACGGUGGCCAAGAGGUGGGUUGCUUAAGCACCCCCUCUUUCUCCGGCCCUGUCUUUUUUGGGUUCUGGUUAUUUUGGGUUUCCGGUGGGUUGAGUUUACACGGCGAACUCCCGCCCCUGGGCAUGCAUUUGGUUCGGCUGGCCGAGGUCUCUGAGGGAACUCUUGGGUAUUAUGAGUUGA